GCCGGGGGACCCCGCUCGGCGCCGGACCUGGUGCCUGAGCCAGCGUGUCCGGGCAGCCCCGGCCCGGGGGAGGGAGCCGGGAGUCGCCCCCGGCGCCGCCUGGGAGCAUGUUCCCGUCCCGCAGGAAGCCGGCGGUGUAUGGCCGGGAGGGAGCCGGGUCCCGCCGGCUGCUGGCCCUCCUGCCACGGAAAUGCUCCGUCUUCCAGCUCUUCUUUGUCACGCUACUUCUGGGCUUUGCCUCACUGCUGUGGCUGCAGCUCAGCUGCUCGGGCGACGUGGCCCGUCGGGGCCGCGGGGCAGCUGCCCCCGACCCCCUGAAGCCCUGCCUCCCGGAGUCCCGGGCCCCAUGGGCUGAGGACCUGUCGUGGGGCCCCCACCGCCUGGCGCUGCUGAUCCCAUUCCGGGAACGCUUCGAGGAGCUGUUGGCUUUUGUGCCCCACAUGCAUCACUUCCUCAGCAGGAAGAGGAUCCGCCACCACAUCUUCGUGCUCAACCAGGUGGAUCAUUACAGGUUUAACAGAGCAUCUCUGAUCAACGUCGGCUUCCUGGAGAGCGGCAAUGACACUGAUUACAUUGCCAUGCACGACGUCGACCUCCUGCCCCGCAAUGAGGCGCUGGACUACGGCUUCCCGGAGGCAGGGCCCUUCCAUGUGGCAUCCCCAGAGCUGCACCCACUGUACCACUACAAAACCUACGUGGGCGGCAUCCUCCUGCUCACCAAGCAGCACUAUGAGAUGUGCAAUGGGAUGUCCAACCGCUUCUGGGGCUGGGGGCGAGAGGAUGAUGAGUUCUAUCGCCGGAUCAAAGGAGCUGGCCUCCAGCUUUUCCGCCCCUCGGGAAUAAAGACUGGAUACAAGACCUUCCAGCACCUGCAUGACCCAGCCUGGAGGAAGCGAGACCAGAAGCGCAUUGCUACCCAGAAGCAGGAGCAGUUCAAGGUGGAUCGGGACGGGGGGCUGAACAAUGUGAGGUAUCAGAUCGAGUCCCGGACGGCGCUGAGUGUGGCUGGAGCUCCCUGCACUGUCCUCAAUAUCCUGCUGGACUGUGAUGCCAGCAAGACCCCCUGGUGCACAUUCAGCUGAGCAGCCUGCCUGAGGCCCCAGUCAUGCCUGCCAUGCUGAGAUGCACAGGGACUGCAGCGGGGCCAUUCGGUGCAGGGCAGGUUCACUGCAGCAGCUGAGCGCAAGGGCUGGGGCAUGGAGGCGACAGGCUGGAAGAGGGCUAAGGAGCCAGCCCAGCUCCUCGGUCAGUACAGCUGGGAGGGCAGAACUGAGACCAAGACACUGUGGCCCCCAGCACAGGUGCUGGCAUCACCGCAGGAAGGCCGCUCCCUCCUUGCGCUGGCCAUGGCAGAGCCACCUCCGUACUCCAAGGGGACAAUAAAGACACAUCAGGACCAUGUGAUGUCAAUGCACCUAGCCACGCCCUACUUUCCAUACCAGUGCCCAUAUGCCAGCCUCGGGCAGGCACCAUCCCUGCUCCUCGCUCCCCUACUGCUCUGUGAUUCCAAGAGGAAGCAGAGAUGGAAACUGGGCUGUGAGUGUCUGACAGUGCCCCAGCUCCUUGGCAGGCCCACUGGAACUGCAGCCGUCAGGGCAGGGGGCCAGUCACUCAGGAGGCUCACAAGAGAGGUUUGGUUGAUGCAGUGGGGCCCUGGGGCCUAGAACCCCAUUAACACAGGCUGGGAUUUCAGCAGAGAAUGGGAUGUAUUGGCUACAAUACUGCCCAGAACUUCCUAUUCCCCUUCAUGCGGCUUCUAGGGCCUGCUGCCCACCCCUGCUUUCUGUGGCGUAAGGUCAUGUUUCUGUUGAACCCCAGCUAGUGAGCAUGUCACUGCUCACCAGCUGCAUCCCCCAGAGCACAGCAGUGCCAGUGCCACUUCCCACAGUACAGACCGUACCCCAACCUUCUCCAUGGGACUUGAGUGAGUAUCUGGUGCCUUGGCCCUAGUGCCCCCUGGCCCUGAAGGGACUGAGCCUGGGCCCUGCCCUCUCCCAGCUCUGGUUAGGAAAUCCUGUACUGUGUGUUCCCCUGGAAUGUAAUGGCUGCUAAUUCACAGCAGUGGUGGCGGCAUUAAAGCCAGUGAAGCCA
Messenger RNA from Chelonia mydas (Green sea turtle), 2091 nucleotides. It is a transcript of the gene B4GALT7, whose product is annotated as beta-1,4-galactosyltransferase 7. Gene Ontology annotation, biological process: carbohydrate metabolic process; proteoglycan biosynthetic process. NCBI's taxonomy places the organism in Eukaryota, Metazoa, Chordata, Testudines, Cheloniidae. Gene Ontology annotation, molecular function: xylosylprotein 4-beta-galactosyltransferase activity. The record is from RefSeq and is a predicted model, not a curated record. The transcript is spliced from 6 exons. The coding region runs from base 108 to 1082 and encodes 324 amino acids.